AUGAACAACGCAAGCCGUGUCCGUCAGGAGGAACAACGUAAACUUGACGAAUAUGAGCGCUCCCGUGCAACACGCAUCCAGGAUACACAGAUGCAAGGGAUGGAGAGGAAGAUGGCGAGAUUACAAGACCUCAGCCACCGGCUCACCGUUUCUGGGCUAACAACUAUCUGUGGGGGCAUACAAAUGCAUACGAACAAACAGGCUGCGAUUAUGACGAUGAUGUUCCUCAGCGUUAAAAAGACCCCUGCGACACAGGAGCCCAUACAUUGCAGACCAGGACAAUACCUGGACCGUAUCACUAAUCAGCCGGCCGCGAAGGUUGAACGCCUGAAGGACAAGUUCUUUAAGGUUUGGAUAAGUCCGGCCCCACCAAAGUUCAUUUCGGAUGUCAUGUUUAAGGUCAUGCCGCUGCCAGGGGCCCUCUCUAUCCGGCGUGUAUACGGCACAACGGAUCCUUUUCAGAGCGGAGUUUUCACCCGGAAGGUGGAUGCCAUGUACCGGGUGAGCAAUGCGGAGGAAAGGAACCCCACGAGUCUGUCAGUCGCUUCCUGUGGCCUCGCCCGUAAAAACACCAGAGCAGUGCCGACUGAGGAUAAGAAUUUCUGCUUGACGGUCGAUUAUUCUAUGCAUAACCCUUACAUGCAUAACCUGCCGGUGACGCUGCCUACGGAGGACGACACGCUGAACCAUGCACGAGCGGAAGAAAUAGACAACGCACCGCUCUCACAGUUGGCAUUGGAAGCCGCGAAAUUGCAUAUCUUCGACCAGACAGACCUCAUAAUGGGCCUGAAAGCGCUGGCACCGCAAUUCUCCGCCGAGGCAAUACAACCAACGGAUGCCGACGAAGUGGGCUCAGGGGUCCCCGCCCCACGCUUUAUGACACUCCAUCACACGGGGACGUAG
This is a messenger RNA of Sphaeroforma arctica JP610, 903 nucleotides long. RefSeq lists its product as hypothetical. The record is from RefSeq and is a predicted model, not a curated record. The transcript is spliced from 3 exons. Lineage: Eukaryota; Ichthyosporea; Ichthyophonida. Bases 1 to 903 code for a protein of 300 amino acids.